GUUGCUCGAAGGCGCGAGGGUGGCAGUUCGCGUUCGCGUGAGGGCGACGGCAAUGGCAAUGGCAAUGGCGGCUGUGGCGGCGGGUGGGCCGAGAGGGCACGGCGGGAGAGACCCGGCCGUCGCUGCGCUGAGCCUGGCGCUGCUCCUCGGGGCCGCGUUGGGCUCUUCCCGGGCUACGGUGUAUUUCCAGGAGCAGUUUCUGGAUGGAGCCAACUGGCAGAAGAGGUGGGUGAUUUCGGAGUCCAGGGCAGACCUUGGGAAGUUUAAGCUUGCUGCAGGGAAGUUUUACGGAGAUCCAGUGCGAGAUAAAGGUCUACAAACCAGUGAAAACUCUAAAUUUUAUGCUAUCUCCUCACGAUUUAAACCAUUUAGUAACAAAGGGAAGAUUCUGGUCAUUCAGUAUACUGUGAAACAUGAGCAGAAUAUAGAUUGUGGUGGAGGAUAUGUUAAGAUUUUUUCCUCAAACUUGGACCAGAAGAACCUAAGUGGAGAUUCACAUUAUUACAUCAUGUUUGGGCCAGAUAUUUGUGGAUCUGAGACAAAGAAAGUCCAUGUUAUUUUAAAUUACAAGAAUAAACCCCAUCCAAUCAAGAAACCAAUCAGAUGCAAGGUUGACGGAUAUACACAUCUAUACACUUUGAUUAUAAGGCCAGAUCAGACUUAUGAAGUAAAAAUUGAUAAUGAAAUGGUUGCAUCUGGCAACUUAGAAGAUGAUUUAGAAUUUUUGCCACCGAGAAAAAUUAACGAUCCAGCAGUGAGGAAACCCAUUGACUGGGAUGAUCGAAUCCAAAUAGAUGAUCCAAAUGACAUCAAACCUGAGGACUGGGAUGAACCUGAAUAUGUUAUGGACACUAGUGCUGAGAAACCUGAAGAUUGGGAUGAUGGUGUGAAUGGAGAAUGGCAUUAUCCUAUGGUCAAGAAUCCUCUAUACAGAGGGGAAUGGAAACCAAGGCAGAUUGAUAAUCCAAAUUAUAGAGGAGUUUGGCCUCAUCCACAGAUUGACAAUCCAAAUUACUCGCCAGACUUCAGUAUCUACAGCUAUGAAAAUAUUAGCGUCAUUGGACUAGAUAUCUGGCAGGUGAGAGCUGGCACUAUUUUUGACAACUUCUUGAUAACAGAUGAUGAAGUUUAUGCAGAAGAUUUUGGCAAUGAAACAUGGGGAGAAACAAAGGGUCCUGAAAAGGAAAUGAACAUAAAGCAGACUGAGGAAGAGCAGGAGAGAGAAAGGGUUACAGAAGAAAAAUACUUUGAGCAACGGUUUAAAAAAAAGCUAGAGAGCAAAAAAGAAUCUGGAAAGGAUAGAACAGUGAGGAACACUGUCAAGAAGGAAGAGCUGUAACUGUUACUUGAAAGAACUUCACAUUUUUUUCACUUAAAUCACUUGGGGAUUUUUUCAUUUAAGGAUUUUGAUAUUUUGUUAACAGCUUGUUGAACAGAGCAUGAAUGGAGUUGUAUUAAAACAUGAUUUUUUUUUUUAAAUUCAACAUUGAAUGUUAUUACUAGUUUCCAUUAUUUUUAUUAGUACUGUAAUACAGUUAAUAGAAAAGGUUAGGAUUUUUAAUUAACUGUAUCUUCACACUGCUGAAAUUUAUUAAAACCACUUGUAAUAAAGCACUUAGUUUUGGAACUGUUUUACACUUUGACGGUUUAAUAAUAAAUGUAAAAUUGAUGCUCAUUUUUGUGGAGGAAAUAUCAUAAUAAGCUUUUUACGGUAUUUCAUUA
Molecule: messenger RNA, 1722 nt
Organism: Tyto alba (common barn owl)
Lineage: Eukaryota; Metazoa; Chordata; Aves; Strigiformes; Tytonidae
Gene: CALR3
Product: calreticulin 3
Exons: 9
Coding region: 53-1339 (428 amino acids)
Biological process (GO): protein folding
Cellular component (GO): endoplasmic reticulum membrane; endoplasmic reticulum
Molecular function (GO): calcium ion binding
Source: RefSeq, a predicted model, not a curated record